AUGGCCAGGCCAGUCUUGGUGAAGGUCCAAAAGGGAGAUCUAGCUACUGGACCACCAUAUCUGGAGUAUCCUGGCUCCUUUGUGCUGUGGCCCCUUGCCGGAACACAGCCUCCUGUAUCUGGUUUAACCUUUUGGAACCAGACCCGGAACGUCUACUUCUGGUACUACCAUGGGCUGAUUGUCUAG
This is a messenger RNA of Prunus armeniaca (apricot), 186 nucleotides long. The record is from the annotation of a GenBank genome assembly. NCBI's taxonomy places the organism in Eukaryota, Viridiplantae, Streptophyta, Magnoliopsida, Rosales, Rosaceae.